Theileria equi strain WA is the source of this 1234-nucleotide messenger RNA. RefSeq lists its product as hypothetical. Bases 62 to 1234 code for a protein of 390 amino acids. Gene Ontology annotation, biological process: SCF-dependent proteasomal ubiquitin-dependent protein catabolic process. Gene Ontology annotation, cellular component: SCF ubiquitin ligase complex. Lineage: Eukaryota; Apicomplexa; Aconoidasida; Piroplasmida; Theileriidae. The transcript is spliced from 7 exons. The record is from RefSeq and is a predicted model, not a curated record.
AUUAUACAUUCCAACGCUAUGUAUAUGACCACCUUGUUUAUGCAAUGUGUUUCGAGGUGCGAUGCUAGCGAAGAAACGUAAGUUCCAGGUAAGGAUUACGGAUAUUCCGUAUGAUAUUCUGAGAUUAAUCGCAUCAUUUUCACCAAAAGAGUUCUUAUCGCUUUCAAAAUAUCUGUCUAAGAUAGCAAAGAGCACUAGAACGACGUUGAACGUCUCCAGGGCUCAUAAGUUGGGAAUAAAUCCAAAACUCGUGGUCGAGGCAAUUUUCAGUUCCCCUAAUAUAAUCACAUUAAACGUUGGUGGAUGGCCAAAAUGGGAUAAUUCUUGCCUGGACUAUCUCUCGAAGAAAAUCAAAGAAGGUCAUUUCAGAUCGCUUAAGCAUCUUCAUAUGAGCAACUGUAACAACAUUACCAAUAAAUCGUUACGUGUAUUGUUAUCGUGCCUUGGAAAACGCUUGAAGACACUUGAUGUUUACAAUUGUAAACACAUUGAUUUUUACGCAUUAACAACGGCUAUAUCUGAACUUGAGACACUCUUACUAGGGUAUUCAAAGGCUAUAUCUUCGUCAAAUUCCUCUAAUUUUGACGUCAUCCGAUUUUUGUUUGAGCACUCUGGUGACAGCUACAGUCGGAUAGUACUUCCUAAGUUAAAGGUUUUGCAGAUUUGCAACACCUUGGAUAUAAAGUUACUAUCGCCUCUUAAAGGAAUAGCCACUACAUUGAGAGUUUUGGAUAUCCGGGGAUGCAAAGGGAUACCAAAGCAGGAGUUAGACUCUAUUGAACAUUUGACUAAUUUAGAAGAGUUAUACAUUGGCAUGAAUAUAGAGAAUGAGACACUCUCAAGAAUCGCAAAAAACUGUACAAAACUUUCAGUUUUAGACAUCUCAGAAUCGCAAAUUACAUCACAAGUAGUCAACGAUAUCGUGGAUAACCUUCCCCUGUUGGAGAAAAUAAAACUUUCCAAAUGCGGAAACCUGAAUAACCAUGAUUUGAGAAAGCUUUUGACUAGUUUAUCACAUUUGAGCGUCAUUGACGUAUCACAUUGUUGGAGAUUAACGGAUUCGUUUUCACAUCAAAUUUCAACUGUAUCACCGGAGUUAAAGACAAUAGGAGUAUACAUGUGUUCACUUGAUUAUAACAAGCUAGUUUACAAUCUGAAUCUGGCCGGAGCCAGUGAUAUAGCGGCAGUCACUAGAAAUGAAGUACAUAUUGUUGGAAAUCAACUCCACGCUUAA